This is a messenger RNA of [Torrubiella] hemipterigena, 2348 nucleotides long. Lineage: Eukaryota; Fungi; Ascomycota; Sordariomycetes; Hypocreales; Clavicipitaceae. The record is from the annotation of a GenBank genome assembly.
UGCCCACCCCCGGCCACCUCCAAGCCCACUGCCAGCUGGCAGCCAACUGCCCGCGAGGUGCCAGCUCCUGUACCUCCUGUACUGUACCUCCUCCUCCUCCAGCAUCCUGUCAGCGCUUGCGGCCAACUCUUUGCUCUGCCGCCCGCUACGCCUUCAUCCUCUCUACACACGCAAAUCGCACCACCCCAGUCACAGUCUCAUUUCCCAAGAGUUAACCGUCCCCCCUAAGGACCGCCGCCAGCCUUAACCCUUUUCCACCUCCCGCCUCCACUUGGUUUCUCCCCCCCAAGCCCAAAGCAACACUACCACCUGUACCCCCAAAGCCAAACGGGCAUCUUCAAACGCCUUUUUCCCUCUUCCCUACUUCUCCUUCUUCAACCUCUCGUGUUGGCCUUCGUGUCUUUCUUGUAUCAUACGCCUGCUCUCUCUUCGGUUGAGCUUUUGCAAGUCACGUCCAGUUGUUGUAUCAGUGCUUAUUAACAUUUGCUACUGCGACUUGCGAAGCGCGAUAGUGAGAAUUUCCUUCUUGUACGACUAUCUACAACAUAUUUUUAAAACACACCAAUUGCAACUCGCCGAUAAACCGCUAAAAUGGGUUGCGGAAUGAGUGCUGAGGACAAGGAGGGCAAGGCCCGCAACGAGGAGAUUGAGAACCAGCUCAGACGCGACCGCAUGAUGCAGCGUAACGAAAUCAAGAUGCUUCUUUUGGGUGCUGGUGAAUCCGGCAAGUCUACCAUUCUAAAGCAGAUGAAACUUAUCCAUGAGGGCGGCUACUCCAGAGAUGAGCGUGAAUCCUUCAAGGAAAUCAUCUUCAGCAACACCGUCCAGUCGAUGCGCGUCAUCCUUGAGGCCAUGGAGUCUCUUGAGCUUCCCCUUGAGGACCAGCGCAUGGAGUACCAUGUUCAGACCAUCUUCAUGCAGCCUGCCCAGAUCGAGGGUGAAAUCCUUCCCCCUGAGGUUGGUGGCGCCAUUGAGGCUCUCUGGAAGGACCGUGGUGUGCAAGACUGCUUCAAGCGCUCGCGCGAGUACCAGCUCAAUGAUUCCGCACGAUACUACUUCGAUAACAUCGCCCGUAUCGCCACUCCUGACUACAUGCCCAACGACCAGGAUGUGCUGCGCUCUCGUGUCAAGACCACUGGUAUCACGGAAACGACAUUCAUUAUUGGUGACUUGACGUACCGUAUGUUCGAUGUUGGUGGUCAGCGUUCCGAACGUAAGAAGUGGAUUCACUGCUUCGAGAACGUCACUACCAUUCUCUUCCUGGUCGCAAUCUCCGAGUACGAUCAGCUGCUCUUCGAAGACGAGACCGUCAACCGUAUGCAGGAAGCCCUGACCCUGUUCGACUCCAUCUGCAACUCGAGGUGGUUCACAAAGACAUCGAUCAUUCUCUUCCUCAACAAGAUUGAUCGCUUCAAGGAGAAGCUGCCCGUCAGCCCCAUGAACCACUACUUCCCCGACUACGAGGGCGGCGUCGACUACUCUGCCGCCUGCGACUACAUCCUCAACCGCUUCGUCAGCCUCAACCAGCACGAGGCCAAGCAAAUCUACACUCACUUCACCUGCGCUACCGACACCACACAGAUUCGCUUCGUCAUGGCCGCGGUCAACGAUAUCAUCAUCCAGGAAAACCUCCGCCUUUGCGGUCUUAUUUAAACGGCGCACGCUCCUCUUUUUUUGCGAAUCUUCUUUUCUUGCUACUGUUAUUUUUGCUCUGUGCAUGAAAUACCCUCAAAGCUCAUGACGAACCCACCGAACGAGCUACUGGAACUGGGCGCCCCUGAGGUGUUCGCUGUGCAACUGAAUACCCCGGUCUGCGCCUCUCGACUAUGAACACGACUAUAUCCACGUUCAACGGUUCGGAGCCAACUGCUAUCUGCAGUCUUGAAAUAGCAGCCUCUCAGUCCUAGGACGCCACUCCACGCUCGAUUCCUCACACACCCCUCUAACCCCCCUUCUCGUGGUAUUUCAUUUUUCUUUAUUUUUACGGCUGUUUCAUCCUCGAUUUCGUUGUUUCCAGCGCUGGAGGGGUUCCAACUGGACCAGGUUAGGAGAACAAUGCGCGUCUAUUCAGCAACUCUUUUUUUCCCUUGCAAAAUCCGUUUUCUUUUUCUUGUAUUGCCAAAUUAGCAGCAAAAUAUGUCACUGUCCUUUUCAUGGUUGUUUUUAUUUUCUUUUUUUAAGGGUGGCACGGAAGUGAAGAUCCUGGAUGGAUCAGAGUCAAAUUCACCAGUGGGAGCUUUUGGAACCGCCACUUCCUCUAUAUUGAAGUGUAGUGUUAGGUGUAGAAGGAAGGUGGAUAUUACGGAAGAUGUCGAUAAAAGAAAGGUAGAAAUCAUUUACUUUUGUUU